Messenger RNA from Myotis myotis, 6668 nucleotides. It is a transcript of the gene GRB10, whose product is annotated as growth factor receptor bound protein 10. Bases 770 to 2866 code for a protein of 698 amino acids. Gene Ontology annotation, biological process: negative regulation of insulin receptor signaling pathway; negative regulation of Wnt signaling pathway; insulin receptor signaling pathway. The transcript has 21 exons. Gene Ontology annotation, molecular function: insulin receptor binding. Lineage: Eukaryota; Metazoa; Chordata; Mammalia; Chiroptera; Vespertilionidae. The record is from RefSeq and is a predicted model, not a curated record.
GCGGCGGGCGGGCAGUGGUGCGGGAGCGGCUGGAGAAAGAUGAAUUUCAAGGCCUGCCUGUACUGCUUUUAAACCUUGAUGACGUAUAUGUCACAUUGCCCCUUUCUCCAAAAAUUCGCCUCCGCCAUCACUAUCCAGGGACCCUUUCAGAGGACUGAGGUGAAGAGAAGAUGUGGGGAGAGCUCACACGCCUGAUGGCGUUCCACGCACUGCUCCGAGCACGUGGGGCUCUCUCGCCCCGGCUCUGCAGAAAAAACAAUCAGAUCACCUUGUUCACAUAUUGAUUGUCCCUUUGAUCCACUGCGGUCUGCCCGUUCAUGGCAAGAGCCCCCGCCGGGGAGAUGAUCAAGGUCUGGGAGGCAUCUGCCUGCACCCAGGUAGCUGCCGCGUGGGGACGCUGCGGUCUGCACUGCCCAGUACUUCCCUGCUCUCCUGGCGAGUGCGCGUGGGCACCUGCCCGUUGUUCUCUGUCCCUGUGUGGAUCGUGUGCCAGGCAGGGCUGAGGACACUGCCUCUGUGACCGACGUCCUGCCCCUGUGACCCACUGCCCAGCCGCUGUCCUGCCCCUGGAAGUGCAGAGGUGUCGGGAGCUGCCCACCGUCCCAGGACAAACCAGCAGGUGGUGGUCUCCCGCGGAGCAGACUUCCCACUGUUCCCUUCUGCGCUCGAGCUGGCGAAGGCUCUGGACCCAGACCCAUCCGCUCCCCGGGGACUGCUUCGGCUGACACCGCGUCUUGCGAGCAGGAGAGCAGGCCAGCAGCGCCAGCAAAUGGAGAUGGUAUUCAGGAGACAAGAGAGCAGUGAGGGGUUCUGUGGCCUCGCGCUCUGGUGCCGGAGGCUGUGCCCUGAGCGGCCGGGAGAAGAAGAGUACUCUGACAUUUUUUUACAGGUACGUUAUCUUAGGCGCACAAAGCCGAUUUCACAGGGAAAAGCCGGCCUUGGUCAAGGAAGCGACAUGCCUAGGGAACGGGAGGAGCAGCCAUCUCCUCGCAGCCCAUCUGACCCCCCUGUGCCCGGCCCCCUGGCCCAGGCUGAACAGCGCGAGCAGCGCCCAGAGAAUGACAUUGACCUUGAAGGUCUGGUGAAUGAUAUGAAUACAUCUUUGGAGAGCCUGUGCCCAUCUGGCAACAUGCAGUCCGAGACGGUGCCCCUGCGCCAGAAUGGCCAGCACACCCGUGGCCAGCCGCUACCUGCAGGAGCAAGGCCCGCGGAGCCGCAGGCGUCUGCGCAGCAGAAGGUGCAGCGCUCCCAGCCCAUGCACAUCCUGGCUGUCAGUUUUAGGUUCCUAGCAAAAUUCAGAGGAAGAUACAGAGAUUUCCUGUACACUCCCCUCCCCCAUCGUCAACAUCCCCACCAGAGGCGCCUGCAGGAGGAAGACCAGCAGUUGAAAACCUCGUCGCUGCCGGCCAUUCCCAACCCUUUCCCAGAGCUCGGCAAAAAGGAGAGCCCCGCUGCGCUCGCGUCAGGCUCGGGCUUGGGCUCGGGCUCGGGCUCGGGCUCCGGCUCCGGCUCCGGCUCGGGCUCCGGCUCCGGCUUCCUGCCGCCUCCAAGCCAGCCCCAGCCCCCGGCGAAGACGGAUGUUAAAAUCUUCGGUGAGGACGGGACCUGCAAGGUGGUGGAGAUUCCGGUGGACAUGAAGUCCCGGGACCUGUGCCAGCUGCUGGUGUACCGCAGCCACUGCGUGGACGACAACAGCUGGACCCUGGUGGAGUUCCACCCCCACCUGGGGAUCGAGCGCUGCUUGGAAGACCAUGAGCUGGUGGCCCAGGUGGACAGCACCAUGGCCGGCGAAAGCAAAUUCUUAUUCAGGAAGAAUUAUGGCAAAUACGAGUUCUUCAAAAACCCCACCAACUUCUUCCCGGACCAGAUGGUCACCUGGUGCCAGCAGUCCAACGGCGGCCAGAACCAGCUCCUGCAGAACUUCCUGAACACCAGCAGCUGCCCCGAGAUUCAGGGGUUCCUGCACGUGAAGGAGCUGGGGCGCAAGUCCUGGAAGAAGAUGUACCUGUGCCUGCGCAGGUCCGGCCUGUACUGCUCCACCAAGGGCUCCUCUAAGGAGCCCAGGCACUUGCAGCUGCUGGCCGACCUGGACGACUGCAGCGUCUUCUCUGUGAUCUCCGGCAAGAAGCAGUACCACACCCCCACGGAGUUCGGCUUCUGCCUGAAGCCAAACAAAGUCCUGCAGGAGACAAAGGAGCUGCGGGUGCUGUGCGCGGAGGACGAGCAGGGCCGCAUCUGCUGGAUGACCGCGUUCCGGCUGCUCAAGUAUGGAAUGACCCUCUACCAGAACUACCGGCUCCCCCACCACAGAAAGGCGGCCUACCUGAGUUCCCUCUCCGGGCCCGUGCGCAGUGUCUCCGAGAGCUCCCUCGUGGCCAUGGACUUCUCCGGGCAGACCGGAAGAGUGAUCGACAACCCCGACGAGGCUGAGAGUGCAGCCCUGGAGGAAGGACACGCCUGGAGGGUAAGGAGACGCAGCACCAGGAUGAGCGCCCUGGGCAGCCAGAGCCCCCUCGCCCACUCCUCCCUCAACACCGUGAUUCACAAGAGCCAGCACUGGUUCCAUGGCCGCAUCUCCAGGGAGGAGUCGCACCGCAUCAUCAAGCAGCAGGGGCUGGUGGACGGGCUCUUCCUGGUCCGCGACAGCCAGAGCAACCCCAAGGCUUACGUGCUCACGCUGAGCCACCACCAGAAAAUAAAAAAUUUCCAGAUCUUACCUUGUGAGGAGGAGGGGCAGGUGUUCUUCAGCCUGGACGACGGGAACACCAAGUUCUCCGACCUGAUCCAGCUCGUCGACUUCUACCAGCUCAAUAAGGGGGUGCUGCCCUGCAAGCUCAAGCACCACUGCGUCCGCGUGGCCUUGUGACUCGCCCCGCGCGGCCCGGCGGCUGGGGCGCACCCACGUGGCCUGGUGGCCCCAGACCCGCCUGAGCUGGUGGCUGGAGGGAGGCCACACUGGAAGGAGUAGGAGGCCUGUGCAUGGUUGAAAACACACUUUGAUUCUGUACCUGGGGAGCGCAAUCGUUUCCCUCGGUGCCAACCCCCAAUAUUGGAUAGUCCUCGGAUGUAACGGUGAUUUGUGGCUUGGACCCUGCCAGCCAAAUCAGGGGCUGAAAGAACGAGUGCUAAAUUUGAGGAAAACUGGAAGGAGCGUCCUGGCGGGGCCACGUGAGGAUCAUAGCAGUGAUUGGAAAUAAACUCUUGCCCUGGAAUAAUCUUGACAAUUGAAACUGACAUGUUUACUUUUUUGUAUUGAUCCCUUUUUUUGCACUCCUUGUUUUCAAUGUUGUAUUCAGCCCCUGGUGGCGGGGACACGGCUGUGCAGCGCAUACAAGACGGAGAGACAGUUUCAAGCGGACGGGCACACGUUGCCGACGGAGCACCGAGGUAUCGGAGGGCGGGCCCGCCUGCCGGUCACCGCAGGCGGAUUCGGCGUCCGGAGAACCGGCACCCUCGCCCUUCCCUGUUUACCGGAAAAGCUUCUGAAAACCCAGGUGUCGCCCGUGGUCGGCAUCGGACAGCUUCGUGGACCAGUCAGCAGCCACGUCCGUCACUCGCUCUCCACACAAGGUGCCGCGCUCGUGCUCCGAGGUGCCCGUCUUCCGCAGCCAGGAGCCUUCGUUUCCGGGGACGCCCUGCGCCACGCCCGCAGGGCCGAGUCCCCCGCUGGUUGGAGACAGGCAGCUUUCUUGAGACUCUGCUACUCUCGUCUGCCCGUGGUCCGUCCGCCGGCUCACCUGCCGCCUGUUCUAGAAGGAUCACCGCCUGACCCUGCGGUGGCCUGAGCCUCUUCAUGGCUGUCCUCCCUUGGGGACUCAAGGUUCUGAUAAGAAAAUGUCACCCGCUUAGCUUCCUGCAGAGACCCGCAGGUUUCCACGGUGACACGGAUGGAAACAUUGAAAGGGCAUGACCCCGCCCAGAUUGGCAGGUUUCUAUGGUGACACGGAUGGAAACAUUAAAAGGGCACCAUGUCUCCGCCCAGAUUUGUGAGUUUCCAUGGUGACACGGAUGGAAGCCUUGAAAGGGCAUGUCCGCGCCCGGAUUGGUGGGUUUCCAUGGUGACACAGAUGGAAACAUUGAAAGGGCACCAUGUCCCAGGCCCGAUUCCCAGGUUUCCAUGGUGACACGGAUGGAAACCUUGAAAGGGCAUGUCCCCGCCCAGAUUGGCGGGUUUCUAUGGUGACACGGAUGGAAGCCUUGAAAGGGCAUGUCUCUGCCCAGAUUGGCGGGUUUCUAUGGUGACACGGAUGGAAACAUUGAAAGGGCAUCAUGUCCCAGGCCUGGUUCCUGGGUUUCCAUGGUGACACGGAUGGAAACAUUGAAAGGGCACGUCCCUGCCCAGAUUUGCGGGUUUCCAUGGUGACACAGAUGGAAACAUUGAAAGGGCACCAUGUCCCAGGCCUGAUUCCUGGGUUUCCAUGGUGACACGGAUGGAAACAUUGAAAUAGCAUGUCUCCGCCAAGAUUAGCGGGUUUCCAUGGUGACACGGAUGGAAACAUUGAAAGGGCAUGUCUCAGCCCAGAUUGGCGGGUUUCCAUGGUGACACGGAUGGAAACAUUGAAAUGGCAUGUCUUAACCCAGAUUGGCGGGUUUCCAUGGUGACACGGAUGGAAACAUUGAAAGGGCAUGUCUCAGCCCAGAUUGGCGGGUUUCCAUGGUGACACGGAUGGAAACAUUGAAAUGGCAUGUCUCAACCCAGAUUGGCGGGUUUCCAUGGUGACACGGAUGGAAACAUUGAAAGGGCACCAUGUCCCAGGCCUGAUUCCUGGGUUUCCAUGGUGACACGGAUGGAAACAUUGAAAGGGCAUGUCUCUGCCCAGAUUGGCGAGUUUCCAUGGUGACAUGCAUGGAAACAUUGAAAGGGCACCAUGUUCCAGGCCUGAUUCCCAGGUUUCCAUGGUGACACGGAUGGAAAUGUCGAAAGGGCAUGUCCCCGUCCAGAUUCCGGUUUCCAUAGUGACAUGCAUGGAAACAUUGACAGGGCAUGUCCCUGCCCGGAUUGGCGGGUUUCCAUGGUGACAAGAAUGGAAACAUUGAAAGGGCACCAUGUUCCAGGCCUGGAUUCCUGGGUUUCCAUGGUGACAAGGAUGGAAAUAAUGAAAGGGCACCAUGUUCCAGGCCUGGAUUCCUGGGUUUCCAUGGUGACAAGGAUGGAAACAUUGAAAGGGCACGUCCUGGCCCAGCUUUGCGGCCUGUGCCUGAUGCCCCCGGCCUGAGACCCCGGCACGGGAGGCAGCUGGCGGCCUCUGCCGCCUCGUCCCUCACAGCAGCUGGGGACGUGGACCAGCCUCGUCAGCAGGACACUGCUUCCCGCUCCGGGGCCGCUCGGACGGUGCCCGGCCCAGAGGGGUGUCCCCAGGUCUGAGAGUGGCCGUGUCUUUCUCUUCUUUGGUCUCUGACGAGCACACAGCCCUCUGUGGUGCAAGUGAUUUUCUUGUCUAGUAGCAGUUCCGCUGUUGACUGGCCUCUGCAUGUGCCCCCCGACCCACCGCGGGGCCCCCGAAACACAGGCCCGGCCUCGGGCCGCACCGUGGGUCAGUCAAUGGAGGGGAAACUGUUACUCUACAGGCCACACUCUGGUUGUUUUCUGUGCCUGUCCAUUUAUGCAGAUGAAGAAGUUUUAGUAAGACGUUUUUAGCUAUAGUUACUCAAUUGUGUUUUCUUUUUUGUACCCAGUUUAUCUUUCAUAGCAUUGACCUUAGGCGGGCCUCCCAUUGUGCUGGCGGGCGCUGCCCAGACCACCGCGGGACUGACUCUGACGCCGCCACCCCUCACUGGCUGGAGGCGAACCCUGAGCCCGGGCCAGGUCCCGGCCGUUCCUGUUGAGUAGACCAGGCCCAGCAGUGAGACGAGGCCCGCCCCCCUCCCCCGUAGAUGGCUAGUGUUUGCGGCAUUUCAUAUUUAUACGCACGCGUUUUUAUUUAAAGGACAGCAGGAGCCCGACUCUGACUCAGUUUCGCAUGUAGCUGUGUGCCCGGCCCUUGGUACCUCCCGGCCUCCAUGAAUGGAUGGCGAGUGCAGGUUUGGCACAGGGCGUCCUCGCCCUGCCCGGCCGGGAGGGCCACCUGACAGCAGCCGGUCCCUGGACGAGGCAGUGUCCACCCGCCAGCCAGGGGCUGAAGACAUUCGGCCUUUAUUUUUGUAUUUCGGUGACAUGAAUGUAAACGGGACAGCUCAGGGUCGUUUGGAGCCUGUUGAGUUUUUAUCUGCCUGUGAUUUUAUUUUCUUUUUAAGUGAUACUCGUGUAACAGCCUGGGCUAAAUCGAGAAGGAAGACGCCGGUGUUUUGGGUGUCGCGCCCCCAGCAUGCUGGGGGCGAGAGUUCCAGGAUGCUUUUUUGUUUGCUAAACUUUGAAGAAAUAUGUGCCUCAGUCUAGAAGUUUUGUCUUCUCUCCUCUGCACGUGACACCUGGCAGUCUGACCAGCCGUCUCGCCUUUCAGGGUGGGACUCGCUCGCAGGAGGGGGUGAUGUCGGCGAGCCGCGGUCCGGGCGUGCAGAAGGUGCAGGGACAAGCUCGACUCAUGUGCUUUGCUCCUCUUUGUACAUAGCUCCUCAGCUCAUGAACCUAAGUAUACACUUUCAGGUAUUUUUGUACCAAUAAGGGACUGGUGAUCUGUUUCUUGUAAUUUGAAAUAAACAUUAAUAAACAUACAGUGUUCUUCAUUUUC